UUUGGGAAUUGGGAACACAGCGAGAAGGGUUGCCAUGCCAGUUUGGCGUAUCUUUGAUAUUCUCUCUCCUCGAUCAGUCUAACCCUAAUAACCCUAUUUAAAUACCCCCAAACUCCCACCCACUUAUUUCUCCCAUGCAAUUGUCUUCUUCACACUCCUUCAAUUCUCCCCACUUAGUUUUAUAAUUCCUACUUAUAUAUAUGAUACCUUACCUUACCUCACUAAACUCUUCUCUUCAUCUUCAUCUCCUUAUUAUUUUUCCACCACCACCACUUAUCUCUUCAUCCCUCCCAUACCUUGUCUCCUAGGCAUUGUCCCUCCAAACUUUUCGACUCGUGUUUAUUUUCCUCGCUUUAUAUAAUAGAGAUAUAUAUAUAUACACACUUUGUAUGCGCCUCGCUCUCUUUAGUAACACACCACAUUAUAUUUCUGACAUAUCAGUAUAGUUCAAGCUUAGAAUCCAAGUGAUCAUCAUAGUGAAUAUAUUCUAUAAAUAGAAAUUUAUAUUUAUAUUUAUAUUUAUAACAUUAUGUCUAGCAGAAGGUCACGGUCUAGGCAAACUGGAGGUUCCAGAAUAACAGAUGAUCAAAUUCAAGAUCUUGUCUCUAAGUUGCAGCAACUUCUCCCUGAGCUCCAUAACACUCGACGCCCCGAUAAGGUAUCGGCAUCAAGAGUAUUGCAAGAGACUUGCAAUUACAUCAAAACAUUGCAUAGAGAAGUAGAUGGAUUGAGUGAGAGAUUGUCUCAACUGUUAGAAACAACAGAUACUACUCAAGCAGCACUAAUUAGAAGUUUAUUAAUGCAAUAGUUAAUUAAGGUUACUACUUAGUGAUUUGUGUGUAUUUUCUCUCUACUUUUUUUUUUUUCCUUUUCUUUUUUCUUUUUUCUUCUUGUUUUAAUUUUUGGGUAGUCAAGUC
This is a messenger RNA of Chenopodium quinoa (quinoa), 917 nucleotides long. RefSeq names its product transcription factor PRE4-like. The record is from RefSeq and is a predicted model, not a curated record. Bases 530 to 808 code for a protein of 92 amino acids. Gene Ontology annotation, biological process: regulation of DNA-templated transcription; regulation of growth. The transcript is spliced from 2 exons. Lineage: Eukaryota; Viridiplantae; Streptophyta; Magnoliopsida; Caryophyllales; Amaranthaceae. Gene Ontology annotation, molecular function: protein dimerization activity.